AUGGAGAAAGCAGGAAUACAAGAAUCCAACGAUGACUUCACAAGACUGGAAAAACUAAUAAAAAAAUGUAUGGAAGAAAGCAAAGUAAUAAAGACCAAAAUUAUGAAUGAACCACAAAAAGAAUGGAUAAACAAAAGUAUCAUAACAGAGAUCAAUGAAAGAAACUUGAUGUGGACUGAACUACAGAACAACCCAGAAAGAGAAGACCUGAGAGAAAAGUUUAUCACCAAAAGACAUAAAAUAAUCAAGUUGAUACGGGAAACAAAGAAGUCAUAUUAUAAGAAGGAAUUCGAUAAAUACAGUGGAAAGCCCAAAAAGCUAUGGAAUUUACUCAAUACCCUCACAAGUAAUAAAUUUAAACAAAGAUGCGCUCCUCUCAAACUUAUUGUUAAUUCAAUAGAAUUUACUGAUCCUCAUGAGAUAUGCAAUAUAUUUAAUAACUUUUUCGCUACUAUAGGGCCAUAUUUAGCUUACGAAAUACCUAUUCAGUUCCAUGUAAAUUAUACUCACGCACUACCAAAACCACUUUUACAAAAUUUGCAAAUCAAUAGUUUAGACCCAUGCUUUGAAGAAGAAAUCCUUAAUAUUAUUAACAAUCUUGAUUCAAACAGUAGUGUCGGUCUAGAUGGUAUUAGUACAAAAGUUAUCAAGUGUGUGAAGGACUUAAUAAUAAAUUCAUUAACGAAAAACUUUAACAAACUUUUUGAGACGUUUAUUGUGCUAUAA
Parnassius apollo (apollo) is the source of this 726-nucleotide messenger RNA. The record is from the annotation of a GenBank genome assembly. Lineage: Eukaryota; Metazoa; Arthropoda; Insecta; Lepidoptera; Papilionidae.